Messenger RNA from Nicrophorus vespilloides, 6931 nucleotides. RefSeq names its product histone acetyltransferase KAT7 (gene chm). NCBI's taxonomy places the organism in Eukaryota, Metazoa, Arthropoda, Insecta, Coleoptera, Silphidae. Bases 104 to 2449 code for a protein of 781 amino acids. Gene Ontology annotation, cellular component: nucleus. Gene Ontology annotation, molecular function: zinc ion binding; histone acetyltransferase activity. The record is from RefSeq and is a predicted model, not a curated record. The transcript is spliced from 5 exons. Gene Ontology annotation, biological process: regulation of DNA-templated transcription.
CAAAAUGCAAAAGUAAAUAAAUAAAUGCUUGUUUUCAACCUUUUGAAAGUUAUAUUGUUGCAAACAUAAGUAUUUUAUAUAUAGUGUUCUAAUUAAGAUCAAGAUGUCAAAAGCUUUGCCCACUAAAAAGAAGACUGUGAGCAGAAGUUCAAGUGAUUCCAGUUCAGGCUCUUCUUCGGAUAGCUCCAGUUCCAGCUCUUCAUCAAGUGGCUCUGACUCUUCGUCCUCCAGUGAUAGUGAGAGCUCCUCAUCUCAAGAGUCUAGUGGCAAGCAGUCUGGGAAUGAGGCUAACAAGAAAACAGUAUCUAUACAGAAGGCAAUUCAACGUAAAAGUAUUGAUAUUAAAGAAAAACAAGUUCAGGGUAAAGUGAGUAACCAAAAACCUCCACCUAAGGUGCUUAAGCAGAUCAGCAAAAGUUCAACAGAGGAUGAGGAUGCUAAAGCAAAAGCUAAUAUCAAGAAGAAGCUGCCCAUAAAACCGAAGAGUGUUGCAACUGUUACACCAAAAACAGUAUUGGCUAAAGGAUCUGUCACAAAUAAACAAAUUCCAAUUAACCCUGGUGGAGGUAAAGUGCCUCCAAAAUCAAAUCCAGCAGCAAAAAGUCAACAUAACAAAGCAAAUAAGCCUAAAGUACAAUCAAAGCCCAGCUCCAAAGUGGACCCUAAUAAAAAAAAGAGUAUAUUUUCACCUGAGAAUUCAUCAGAUUCUGAUAACAAUGAAAAGAAUAAAGCUAUCAAGAACGUUGCGCCAAAGCCGCGUGCAAAGGCUAUUCCUAAAACGUUGGAGAAGUUGAAACCUAAGCAAAAAGUGGAAUCAAAGCCACAGUCCAAGGAAAUAAUUAGCACCAGCUCUGGCUCUUGCACCUCAGAUUCGUCCAGCAGUUCAGACAGCGAGAGCAGCACGGAAUCAUCAACGGCGACCAAGAAAGCAACCAAAAAACCUGAAUCCGAUUCCAGCAAACAGAUUACACGAAAGUCGACGCGCACAGCAAACACCCGGAAAUCUAAGCACGUUUUGGGGAAGAGUGUGUACACAGACACGGAUUCAGACACGGAGAGUACAAAGAGAUCUCUUAGUAGAUCACCUGUGAAAAGGGCUCCGGUUACAUCCUCGAGCAAAGGUAAAGCGAAGAAGAAAAACGAUUCAAAGUCGCGACCCAAUGAGAUUGUGCCCAUCUCCGAGGAGCGCAAAUGCCCGAUUGAGGGAUGCCACAGUAAUGGCCAUUUGGCUGGAAGACAGGAUAAGCAUUUUACCAUAGAUGCAUGUCCUGUAUUCCACAACAGCGAUGCCAACGCGUGUCGGGAGAGUUUGCUGGAUAGGAAGAAGCGAGAGGAGAUCAGGAAGGCCAAAAAGACAAGUGGAUCCAUGGAGCAAAAAGCAUACCUGCAGAAGAUCAAGGAUAAUAGACUGAAAUAUAAAAACGAUUUGCUGAUGGGCAACGACCAAGAGAGCAGCUGCAACACGAAGAUGGCGAUCAAUAAAAACCGCGAGCCAAAUCUAGAGAAUUUCGUGCCCGAAUACGAUCUGAAAUUGUUCAGGGACGCGCAAGCACUCGCCAGCGAGAAGAUAGAAGACGACUUGAAGACGCAACCUAAUACGAAAGGUACAAAGUAUAUAGAAAUGGGUAAAUUCGAAAUGGAGGUUUGGUAUCAGAGUCCAUAUCCAGAGGAGUACGCCAGGCUUCCGAAGCUGUACAUUUGCGAAUACUGUUUGCGAUACAUGCGCGGCCGGACGGUGCUGCAGAGGCACGCUGCCAAGUGCGUCUGGAGGCAUCCGCCCGGUGAAGAAGUCUACCGGAAGGAUAAGAUCAGCGUCUGGGAGGUGGACGGCAAACGGUACAAACAGUACUGCCAGAAUCUUUGCUUACUCGCCAAAUUUUUCCUCGACCACAAAACGCUGUACUACGACGUCGAGCCAUUCCUUUUCUACGUUAUGACCAUGCUAGAUAACGAGGGUUGUCACACAGUAGGAUACUUCAGUAAGGAAAAGAAUUCGUUUUUGAAUUACAACGUGUCCUGCAUUCUGACGUUACCACCAUACCAGAGGCAAGGAUACGGCAGGCUUUUGAUUGACUUCAGCUAUCUCCUGACCAGGGUCGAAGGAAAAAUAGGAUCUCCAGAGAAACCACUCAGCGAUCUGGGUCUGAUUUCCUACCGAUCGUACUGGAAGGACGUGCUGCUGGGUUACCUCUGCUCGAGGGCCGGCACUGAACUCUCCGUAAAGGACAUCAGCCAGGAGAUGGCCAUUCACUCGACGGACAUCGUAUCUACUCUUCAGGCUCUCGGCAUGAUGAAGUACUGGAAAGGCAAACACAUCAUACUCAAGAAGCAGGACGUGCUAGACGAAUACGUGGAUCGUGUCAAAAAGCGUGGAUCCCUGCUGAAGGAGGUCGAUCCUGCGUUCCUGCGGUGGACGCCCUUCGUGCCUCCUCAGCCGAAUCCCAGUUAGUGCACGCCACCCUUCUCCGACUGACAAUUUAUUUAUAUGUGACCUUUUGCGGUGACAAUCGAACAAUCCUGUUUUAUGUAAGAUAUCUUAUUAUUACCAUUAUUAUUACUAUAAUAUUGGGAAUCGCGUUGUUGUUGAUUAAUAUAUAAUUAGCGAAAGAAAAAGAAACUGAAACGGUGUUAUACAUAUUCUUCUUUUCGGUUCGUUUUUAGGGUUUGCGAUCGUUGAUUAGGGAGUAUGUGUCUCAAAUUAUAGGGAUCGACGUAAGCAGCAGGUGAGUUGAGGUCACACCUGCGGUGCAAAAAUCGGUCGUUUCGAAAGGAAGGAAAACGUUUUUCGUCGCCGGCGCAGAAAAAGAUGUGUCGGCUUUGCUGCAGCAGUCAUUAAAAUAUGGCGCGCAUACAUAUUUAUAUGCGUUCUUGGAAUCACCGUUCCAUCUCCCAUCCAAGUGUUUGCAGAGGUUUCCUUUCUUUCCAUCUACGGACUCGCUGACGUCGACAUUGAACGCGGUCCGACCUUGAAGUUGCUCGAGGGAGCCGGCUAUAUUUGUCGGCUCCGACCUACGGGGACGACACUUCCUUCACUACUUGGAAGGCAAGGUCCAAUUCAUUUCGGGAUCACCGGGGGAAGGAAAAGGACAGCUUUAACUGCAGAUGUAAAGAUGCAUCUCCGGUUUGCUGGUGCACGAGACACCGCGCGCGCUAGCAAAUGGAAAUUAUUAUUAGCAAUAAAACCGCGGUGUAAAUCUGCCUGCUGCAUGGAGACGACGACCGAGGAGCGGUGGAUGGAAAUGUGGUCAAAAGCGACCUUCGGUCAGUUCGUUCGUUCUUUGGUUUGUUCGCAUCAAAGGCAGCAGAGCGAAGUCUAGACUAUUAAUGAUUUAUACGUCGGCUCUUGUGUUAUCUUUCUCUUUCGCACACUCUCGCACACAAACACACACAUGCACUCAGGCAAAGCACACAUGAACACUCAAGUCCUUCUCUCACUUCUCUCCUCCUGCUGCUUAAUAAGAUGCAGAAUUUCGUCGUUGUAAUUGCAAAAAGUUUCUUCGUUUUUUGCUUUCGAUGAUGUUGUAUUAUAUUAUCUGCAAAAUAGGUGAUGACGGAGACGCAUGCUUGGCUCGAGUCUGACGGCCGCAGCGCACGACAGCGCGAAGGUCGUGGAGGCGGCAGCGGCGGCGCCUCAACAUCAAUAACGGCAAUCGAUGUAGGCCGGCCACUCGCAAUUAAAUUCGUUAAUUCCGGAAGGGAUCCGACGUUUCCGGUGUUAAUUUCGGGGCCCAGGCGAGCGAUGAGAAAGCUUUAAUUAGCAGCAGAUCAUUUAUAAAGCGAUGGAGAUGGAGCGAGGUCGUGCGAGAUCAAAAGGAAAAACAAUAGAGAGUCGGAGAGGAAAGGAGGAACAUAGUUAAUUAAAUAUAUUAAUAAUGAGCGUAAUAAUUGGGUAGUUGGAAAUAUUAGCAGGCAUAUGAUCCGGUGCAUGACGACGACGACGGUGGCAGCGGCGGCGGAGUUCGUCGACUCCGGGGCUCUCUCUCGUCUGCGACGGCUUCGACUGGCGGCGACCAACUAACCUUCGCAUGUUACCAUGCGACCGAAAACGUAUUCCGUUCCGUUCUCUCGCUUCCUUCGACGAGAAGAAGCCACCCUCGAAUUUGUGCAGAAACCGAUAAAUUAUCUGCAGUGCGUGGGUGUGCAACGAGAUGCUGCCGUUGGUCGUUGAUGCUGAUGCAGCUCAUGUGGGCAGAUCAAGCCGUGGGCGACUGACGUCGCACAGCCCUGACACACAUCGCCGCAUGGUUUUACCAAAGACUCCCUGUUUGUUUCCACCCCCGGUUAUUAUGUGCGAAAAUAUCUCUUAACAUCAUCAUCAUGGGCAGCAGAGGCGAGGACGACACGUGCUGCACUCCUAGAAAUCGAUUGAAUGCAAAUGCAAACGCACUCCAUCGUGACUUUAAAUCAAUUUUCCCAUGGUUACCUAAAACAUAACCAACUUUGUUUUUUUUUGGAUUUUCAUCGUCUCCUUUUUUUGCAUACAAUAACUAUACAUUUUCAGGUAAACAUUCCAAUCAUCUGCACCAUAUGUUGUCCGAACCUUUUCAACCGAUAUCAUUAGAUAACCAUUCUACUUCCAUCUUGACACAUGUCAAAGAAGAGUUAAUAGAGGUACUUAUUCUCCCAAUGGUUACCAUAAGGGUUGAAGAAUAUAUUGGAAUGGUUUCAUUCUUAGUCGUGUAUGCGGCACAAAAUGGUUUAAAAGUAACGAAGUUAAAAAAAUGUUGGACAAAUUACACUUUGUGUGCCUGUUGUGCAUAUAAUUACCAAAAUAACAAUACUAAUAAGAAAGAAAACUUCCUUAUAAAUAGACAUACAAUUAAAAUCAGUUUUAAAUUGAAUUUCUUUUUAUCUCAACUUUCAAACUAAAUACUCCACCUAAAUAUCAAUAUUUAGAAAACGGCGAGCAUGCAUAUAAUAAGGAGGCUGCAAAAGAAAAUUAACCUUUCUGUAGGAUGUAGGUCAAACGAUUUUUAUGCACAUAAUUAAGUUUUCAAAUUGCUUUUUCACUUCAAACUACAAUCGUCUGUGUAUUUCUUUCUCUUUCAGUGCUUUCCCGUUAAUUUAAUAGAAAAAUAAAUUGGGUUUGGCGUCCACGUUUUCAUAUCAUUUUUCCACGACCUUCGCAGUUUCCUUUGCUCCUUUCCUUAUUGUUUCAUAAACGGCGUCUCAAUAUUUGGAAUUGGUGUAAAACUCGUAAAUCAAUAUUUGCGAAAAAAAAAUAUGUUCGUUCAGUUGUAAAGUUUUCCAUUCAGACGGUAUAACGUACUUUUCGUUAUCCACGUUCGCAACAAAAAUAAAUGCAUUGUUGACGACUUUGUGGAAACAAUGAAUCAUUGCGAUUUUUAUUUUGUUUUUUGUAUUUGAUUCGUGUCACUAUGGAAUCUCCUGAUUUGAUCGACGUUUGACUUGUAAGUGAUUAGUAUCUUCAAUCCGUUGGUUCUAUGGUGAAGAUGGACGUAUGAGUAUGUAUGUAAUAAAGAAAAGCGGUGGAUAGAUGUAAUUUUAUGAUUUUAAAUUGUAAAUGUGUGGAAGUCUAGACUUGGGGGGAGGCCAGGUCUCGUCCGAGUAAAGUACGGGAGGAGAAAAUGAGGUGAGGCAGGUGAGGUGCAUGUGUGUGAGAUAGAUGUACGUACGAAUAAUCCUAAGUCGACGAUCGCUGAGUUGGAACUAAUGCGAUUCCCCAGCAAAAUUAGCGGCCUCGAAAUUAAUAAGGAACGCUUCGACUUCCGCAGAAAACGCUGUACGAAAUCGCACAUUCGAAAAGUUGUUAUUCAUGAUACGUGUCGUCGUCAUCAUCAUCUUCUUCGUUCGGUACUUUCGGGGAGGUCGCUGUAGCCUCUCCGCAACUUUGCAGAAUGCAUGCAUAUACACACACACACAUCUACCCAAAGCCAUUCGAGGAUGGGACAGGUGGCCGGGUCGGCCUUUCCUACCUACUCUAAACCCAUACCCAUUUCGGAUCUACCUGAAAUGAGAGACGAACAACAAAAACAGGUCUGCGUUGUCCGCUCGCUCGCCCCAAAAAUUUCAACAGGAGGAAAUUCCAAGCGGAUUUCUUCCCAAAAGCAAAAGAAAACAACCGGCGACAGAAUAAGAGAGACGAACUGAGAGUCCUAGGAUGGAUGGAGAGGAGAGGAUGAGAAGAGGACUGUAUUUUCGCAUCAGCAAUAAAUAUUUUCGUGUGUGCGCUGCAGUUACUUAGCUUUGUUUCGCCGAAUUUAUUUAUAUUAUUAGCGCCACACACUCAAACUCUUACACACAUACAGAGACAUACACAUUAGCAAAGCGUAAUCGUCUAGACGCAGCGACUGGUAGCGCGACUCGGCUUGAGAGUCUUAAAAAUACCCACUGGCAACCGACAAUUAGAUGACGAAGGAUGUUUUUCGACGACACGAACCGGAAAAUUCGCGAGAAACACCCAUUCCGAUCAAUUUCGGGACACCUCCUGAAUCAUAGACAUAGACGCAUACACACACUCAUACUUCCAACUACCAUUAACAUUACUCAUUAACAAUAACGUUCAUCGUUCGUCCAUAUUUUGUGAGCAAUAUGUGGAAUAAUUAGCGAUCGCUAAUUGACAAUGCAAUUGGCUCCAAUUUUAAUGAGGAUCAAGGACUCUGCGCUCAUCCGUUUUCAGCGUUCGCGGAAUGCGGGCCGCCAUCGUUUUUCGGCCGCAAUAAAAUCGCCAUAACAAAAUAACUUUACGGAAUACCUGAAAUUAAAGCCCGCUCCUCUUUGUUGUUCUCUUUCGUCCUCCUCCUCAUCCUCUUCUUCUCUCUUUUGUUAUGUCGAUGGCAAACCGAAAGGAAGGGGCACGACGCAUCAUAAAGUUUGACAUAAAAUUGAAACCUAAUAUUUUUAUUGGGCAUCCCUUUUGCCGGAUAAUUGACUUGAAGCUUUAUUUUCUGUCUUUCGUUGCCACAAAAAA